Messenger RNA from Pedinophyceae sp. YPF-701, 1041 nucleotides. The record is from the annotation of a GenBank genome assembly. Lineage: Eukaryota; Viridiplantae; Chlorophyta; Pedinophyceae.
AUGCCCGGGAAGUCCAUUCUGGUCACCGGCGGAGCUGGUUUCAUCGGGUCCCACGUGGUGAUUCGUCUGGCGUCGCGGUAUGAUUACAAGAUCGUGGUUCUGGACAAGCUGGACUACUGUGCGAGCCUGAAGAACCUGGCUGCUGUCGAGGGCAACGAGAGGGUGCGAUUCGUGCGAGGCGACGUCCGGUCGUUGGACAUGGUGAGCCAUCUGUUGACUUCGGAGCAGAUUGACGUGGUGAUGCACUUCGCGGCCCAGUCGCACGUCGACAAUUCGUUCGGGAACAGCCUGACGUUCACGACGAACAACAUCGUCGGCACGCACAACCUCCUCGAGUCGGCAAGAACGUACGGCAAACUGUCCCUCUUCCUGUUCGUCUCCACGGACGAAGUUUACGGCGAAUCUUCGCUCGAUGCCGAUACGGGCGUGACAGAGACGUCCACGUUGGACCCGACAAAUCCGUACUCGGCGUCAAAGGCAGCUGCCGAGAUGUUGGUGAAAGCCUACAUGAAGUCUUACAAGCUGCCAUGUAUCAUUUCGCGCGGGAACAACGUGUAUGGACCGCAUCAGUAUCCCGAGAAGGCUGUCGGCAAGUUCAUUCUCUUGGCAAUCAGGUGGGUGACUGCAAAAAGUCCGGUGAGGGGUGAGCCACUUUGCUUGCACGGCGAUGGAAGUGCAAGGCGCUCCUAUUGUUUCGUCGAGGACGUUGCAGAGGCGUUUGACUUGCUGUUGCACAAGGGAAAAGUGGGUGAAGUGUACAACAUCGGCACGCGUGAAGAAAGGAGUAUGAAAAGCGUCGCCGAGGAUGUCCGACGAAUGUGCAGGUCGAAAUCCAAGGUCAAGUACGUUGAAGACAGGGCGUUCAACGACCGAAGGUAUUUCAUCUCAGACGAGAAGCUCAUGUCUCUCGGAUGGAGCGUUCGCACUUCUUGGGAACAGGGCCUGCAUAGAACAUGGGAGUGGUACAGGGAAAAGGGCUUUGCCUACUGGGAUCGCCUCAAGCUCGAAGUAGCGCUGCAGCCACAUCCAACUUUGCCUUGA